Molecule: messenger RNA, 7292 nt
Organism: Musca domestica (house fly)
Lineage: Eukaryota; Metazoa; Arthropoda; Insecta; Diptera; Muscidae
Gene: Rap2l
Product: ras-related protein Rap-2a
Exons: 5
Coding region: 894-1442 (182 amino acids)
Biological process (GO): negative regulation of cell migration; Rap protein signal transduction
Cellular component (GO): plasma membrane
Molecular function (GO): GTP binding; GTPase activity; GDP binding
Source: RefSeq, a predicted model, not a curated record
CAGUAUGACUAAAAAAUCUUUUUAUGAAAUUGGACAAAGAAGUUAAUAGCUCGAUUUUUGUGUGUGUUUAUUAAGGGCAAUCCUUGGCGAGAACCCCCCUCAGAAAAAGUGUCUAAACCGAAAAAAGUUUGCAAAUUCAAUGAAAAUGUUGACAAAUGUGAAGAAACAUUAGUGGAUUACUUAAAAAAUACACAGGUGUUUGUGUCUCUCGUUGAAGAACGAACGGGGUAAUCAACUCCCUCCACUGCAAUUACGAGUUUUUUUUUUGUUGUUUUUACUUCAUAAAUGAAAGAAAAAAAAAACAACUCUACACAACAAUCUCGCACGGGAAGAAAGAAAAGAACGACAACGACGACGACGACGGAACAAAAAUAUCACGUAAAGAAAGAAAAGAUAAAGAAACGAGAGAAUCGUAACCCCAUCAAGCAACAAACAACGAUCAAACUGAAUUAUUAUUAAUAAUAAAGUUUGGGCAAGAAACAUACAAAAUAAAUGAAAUAUACUUUCCAGUGAACGAUGUGCUGUGCGGAGAGAUUUGUAUAAAAAAUCGGCUAAAAAGAAUUAGCAAAAAACACACUAGCAUCCAGUAGUUGAUGUCCCACCACCACCACCACCUUUGUCACCACCGUCACCGUCGUCAUCAUCAUUAUCAUCGUUUCUGUAGUCAUUAUUGUCACCACCAGAUAGCCAGAAAACUAUUGCUACUACCAAUAAUAAAAACAACAACAGCAACAACAACAACUACAUCAUCACCAAGAACAGCCACACCAGUCGCAAAGUAGGGAAAACUUCAUCAGCAUCAUUCAUAAUUAUCAUUUAGUCGCCUCAGUAGCCGAGUCUGAAGGCAGUGCAGUUGUCGCCGCAGUAGCAGAGCAUUAUAAUUAUUGGCAAAUAUGCGUGAAUUUAAAGUUGUUGUUCUGGGGUCUGGAGGUGUUGGCAAAUCAGCCUUAACAGUGCAGUUUGUUUCCGGUUGUUUUAUAGAAAAAUAUGAUCCCACAAUAGAGGAUUUCUAUCGCAAAGAAAUCGAGGUUGACAGCUCACCAUGUGUUCUAGAAAUCUUAGAUACAGCGGGCACGGAGCAGUUUGCCUCAAUGCGAGAUUUAUAUAUUAAAAAUGGUCAUGGAUUUAUUGUCAUGUAUUCACUAACAAAUCAUCAAACAUUUCAGGAUAUUUCCACCAUGAAAAAUGUCAUAACCCGAGUUAAAGGCAGCCAACCAGCUCCCAUAUUGCUAGUCGCUAAUAAAUUAGAUUUAGAUUGCCAAAGAGAAGUAUCAACUGCCGAAGGUAAUACUUUGGCCCAAUUAUGGGAAUGUCCCUUCAUAGAAGCCUCCGCUAAAGAUCGUAUUAAUGUCAAUGAAGUAUUUGCAACAAUAGUCCGUGAAAUGAAUAUGACCCAGGAUAAAAGACAGAAAAAAAGUUAUUGUUGUUGUGCUCUUUUAUAGAAGGAUUUUGCUAAUUAUUAUAAAUAUUAUUAUUAUUAUAAUUACUACUAUUAUAGCAAUUAUGCACUUACGUACAUAUUAUUAUAAUAUAAAUACACCACACAAAACACACACACAUAUAUAUAGAGAGCGAGAGAAACAUGUGAAUCAGAGUAAUAAGAACAACAGCAACAACAACACGAAGAAAGUGGAACAUAUAAUCCCCCAAAUUCCCCCCUUGUCCCCUCUUAAAAUAGUAACAUACAAUACAGAAAAUAAGAAACUAAAUAAUAAUGUUAAUUAUGCGAAGAUCAAAUCGUCGGAUAUAACGACAAUUAUGAUGAUGAUGAUGAUAACAAAGCAGAUAACAACAAGAAAACAAAUACGUGCAAAAAUAAUAAUAAAAAACAGUAUAUAUAAUAAUUUUCAUUAUUAACAAUAAUGAACAUAUAUAUAUAUUUAUAUAUACAUAUUAUAUAUUUAGUGAUGGCAAUUUGAAAUGAUGAUGAGCUUUUUUCAUCACUACUGUGUAGCAAAACAAAAAAGUAACAAAAGAAAACAAAUGAUAAAAUCCAAAACAAAAAAAGAAAAACAACAAACAUAUUUUGUGUAUGCCAAUUUUGUAUAGUGUAUUAAGUGCAAAACCAACCCCCUAAAACAAAAAAAAAAAAAACAACAAAAAAUAUGAAAAAAAUUAAACAAUAACAAGAACUCAAAAGAAAAGAAAAACAAAACAUGGAAUCGAAUCAAUUUUCUUGAUUUAAGACAGGAGUUAUCUCACAGUUUUAUGAUAACGAUGAUAGGAUACUUAAGAUCGAAAAACAUUCAUUUAUUAACUCAGUUCUCUGUUACAUAAUCUGUCACACACACACACCCACACAGACAUUAAGUACAUUAUUCUGUAUACGAACAAGGUCUAUUUAAAGUUAUUCUAAAAUAAGUUGAUGUAUUCAAUUGAUGUAGAAUUCCUGUCAUACAAGCAGAAGAGUCAAGAAAUAUGGGAUUUUUUUUUUAAAUUAACGAACAAGAUCUUUUUGGAAUUAUUCUAAAAUAAGUUGAUGUUUUCAAUUGAUUAGAAUUCCUGUCAUCCAAGCAGAGGAGUCAAGAAAUUUGGGAAAUUGAUUAGCAUAGAACACCUAAUACAUCUCUAAUAACAAGAAAACUUCUCGGACAGCAUCUCUCAAAUCGAAUGUCUCUUAGGCUUCCUUUAAUGAAACAUUAUCAGGUCUUUUGUAAACACAAUAACAAUUUCAAAUCUUUUUAGAACCAUCUCAAAAAACUCAAAAACCUGCAGGACUUCCAUAUAACAUUAAUGAGGUCUUGUAAAAAUAUGUCGUCCUUCAUUUAGAUUUCAUUUAUAGCUUUCUACAAAGGGAGACACUAUUUUAUGUUUAGAAGACCCGAAGAGACUUCUAUAGACAGAGGAUUUUUGAAGGCAAACCUUUGAGGUAUUUUAUUGAUAGAAAAGCUUUCAACGUAUUUAGAAUUUUGAGACAAAUUUGAACAAUUUUAAAUCUUUUUUAGAGCCAUCUCGUAAAAAUCAAAAACCCGCAGGACUUCCAAUUAAAAUGGAUGAGGUCUUGUAAUAAUAUGUCGUUCCUCAUGUAGAUUUCAUUUAUAGCUUUCCAUAAAGGGAAAUGCUAUUUUAUAAUUAAAAGAUCCAAAGAGACUUCUAUAGACAGAGGAUUUUUGAAGACAGCCCUUUGAGGUAUUUUAUAGAUAGAAAGCUUUCAGUGUUUUUGUUGAAUUUUGAGACCUUCUAGGAAUAUGAAAAAAGUGGUAGGACUAAAAAUGGCCUUUGAUGUCUUCAAUGCGCAGAAGACUUUUGAGGCCUUCUGUUGAUACAUAGAAUGCCUCUGAGAUUUCUUUCCUCUGUUCAUUGUAAACAGAAAAUCGUUUCCGACUAAAAACAACUUUUAUUCCCCAUAAAGCAAAAAUCGCCGCAUUCUUUAUGGAGGCCAGGAGACUUUCUAUUGACAGAAGACUUUUGAGGUCUUUUACAGAUAGUUUACCUGUCGAUGUCUUUCAUACUUUUGAGACAUUUUAGAAAUAAAAUAUGUGGUAGUACUUUCAUUUAAAGAUUGCUUCUGACGUCUACUAUAUAAAGAAGACCUUAGAGGCAUUCUGAGAUUCCUUCUAGACAGAAAAUCUUUGAGAAUAAAAAGUCCUUUGUAUUCCCUAUAGAAGAAACAUUGCCAUGUUCUUCAUUGGAUAGACCUUGGAGAUAAAGAGAUCUUUACAGACAGGUGACAUUUAAGGUCUUUUACAGAUAGUUUACCUGUCGAUGCCUUCCAGACUCUUGAGACCUUUUAGAAAUAAAAGAUGUGGUAGGACUUUUAUAUAAAGAUGACUUCUAUAUGAAGAAGACCUUAGAGGUCUUCUGAGAUUCUUUAUAUUCCCUAUAGAAGAAACAUUGUCGCGUUCUUCAUUGGAUGGAACUUAGAGAUCAAGAGAUCUUCUACAUGCCGGACACUUGUGGUCUUUUGCAGAUGGAAUACCUCUCGAUGUCUUUCAGACUUUUGCGGCUUUUUAGAAAAAAAAAGAUAUGAGGAAAACCUCUGAGGCCUUCUAAAAAAAAAACAUAGAAUAAUUCUGAGACCUUAUUGACAGAAAAUCCGUUAUAAAAACACUUUGUAUUCCCUAUAAAGAAAACCUCACUGGGCUGUUCAUUAGAUAGACCUUUGAGGCCUUAUUACCUUCUAUAGGCAAAUGAUUAUUUCUGUUCUUGUAUUCAGAAAAUAUCAUGGAAACUCUUAGGUCUGUCACAGUUUUGAUUGCGUUUUGUAAGAAGACCUUGCGUAGGUACAAAAGGCCAUUAACAUCUUAUAUAGACAAGCGACCUACUUCAGUUCUUGUAUUCUUAGAAUGAACUCUAUCUUUUAUAAAUUGAAAAUAUUUGAUAGAUAGAGAGAGGGGUAUCCGAAGUUAUGAGAUCUCUCGCAUCUUCAUUAAACAGACUUUUCAGACAUUCUGUUGUUAGCAGUUUGUACAGAGUCAAAUAUCAGAUGUUUUAUUUAGAAAAAUCUCCUCGUUGUCUUAGAAAUUUGUAAAUUCCCUUUUGGGAUUUUAGAAGGGAAAAUAUCUCUCAAGUCUCCCUCGUAUUGAAGACUUCUAAGACCAAAAGCACCCCUAGAGUCUUUUCAAAUGGGGGGGUACAUUUCAGUUCCCAGAUAAAUAGAAAUUUCUUAGACCACCUGAAGGUAGAACACAUCCCAACAAUUUUGGAAAGCAGUAUGGACAAGGAGAUUGUAAGCUAAUUUUUUACAAAAUAUUUAACGGAAGCCAUCAAUUACAAUUUUCGAAAGGAUUGUUUGGAUAUAUUGAUAUUUUACACAUUGUUAUUUUAAAAAAGGAUCUCAAAGUACAUUUACAUAUAAUUGGGAAUUUGGAUAAAAAUUAUCAUGUCCAUUGUCUAUUCGACAAAUAAAUACUUGGGGUUUUUUUUUCUACAGAAAAGUAUUUUUUUUUCCUUUUUUAUAAGGGCCUCAUCUUCUUUUGUAUGCUGAGUUUUUAUAAUUGUGGAUUUUUUUAAUUUUAAAUAAUAAGUUUUUAAAGUCUUUUGGAAUGGUAUUUUAUUCCCUUUCUGGUAUCGUCAUGCAUAAAUAGGCUCUUAUUAUAUAAAAAGUAUGUAAAUAGUGAUAGGAAUGUUUGUAAGGGUCCUUUAUAAUAAAGUAAUGUCAUAAGAUCAUGGUAGAAGACUACAGGUAGAUGCAUCAAGGCUUGGGAACAUUGAUAUGUCAAUAAUUAUUAAAAUGUUUUGACAAAAAUAAGUAAAUUUUUAUAUGUCUUCUUUUACGACACAGAUCGUGGGUUCUCAUGAUAUGCAUUUUUUUUUAGCAAUUUUUACGAAUUUCAAUAAUUUUUCUUCAAAAAUCUCAAUUCCAAAAUUGAUUUGACAGUUCAUUGUCCCAACAGCUGUGUCGAUGCGACUACCUGUAUUCUUCUAUCAUGCAUAAGUUCAAGCUCGUUUGGAAAUCAAAAAAUGUUACAUUAUAUUCCAAAUUUCUCCAAAAUAGAGGAAGAUCAAAUGCUUGUGAGGUUUAAGCCAACAAUGUCUGCGAAAUGAUCGAGUAAAAGGUAUAUUAGUUAUGAGGUAUAUGCCAAGGUCUCUAUAAGGUCGGACAGUUAGCCCAUCCAGCUAAUUUAAAGAAAGUCAAUUCACAAAAGUGUAAAAAAAAAGGGAACUGAAAAGCAGAUUAUCAUUUAUUCAUUUAUAACUCGAUUGAGUAUUGAGUUUACAUAGGGUAUUCAAUAGACCCUUCCAAUUGCACUACAACUCCUCCUCACCUAUUUGAACAUACAUUUCAAAAUUAAUUGAAAAAUGCUACAGUAGGACACUUUUCGACUCACUAAAUGUAUUGUUUUUCACGGCUGUUUUUUUUGUUUUCAUACAGGUUUUUAAAAAAAAAGCAUUUCGUUUUAAGUUAAGUUUUUCUCAAAGGAAAACAAAAAGACACAUACAUACACAGACACACACAUACAUCAACGACCAGAUUUACACCUUCAAGAGUGAUCAGUUUAUACUAUAUAUAAAUAUAUAAUAUUCAUUAAAAAUUAUGUAAUUUCAUAAACGAAUUGUUUGAAACACAAGAACAGUAUGUUUUUUUAUUUCAUAACACAAACAGAGAAUAGGAAAUAAUAAGCAAGGCAAUUAAUUUAUAUAAAAAAAAAAAACUUAAGAAAACUAAAAAAAAAACAAUUAAAUUUAAAUUAAGUGUGGCUAUAUUUAGAAAGACUCUUAGACUCUCCUUUUAGGGCAUAAAUUAAUUAAUUAAUUGAAAAAAAAAAACAAAUUCAAAACAAAUUAUCUUAAAAAAGGCAUCACUUUCUUUAAUUUUUUUUGUUUGAUUUGUUUCUUUUACUUGAAUUUUCCCAUUUAACAACGCUACACAAAAGGGCAUUUCUAUUUGUUUCUGUCUCUCCGUCUCUGUAUUUUUUUACUAAUUACCCUGUUUUUUAAUAAGCACAAUUUUUUUUAGCUAUAAAUAUAUAAAUUAAUUUAAUUAACUAUAACAAAGAAAUACAAAAAAAAAGAGAAAUUUGUUGGUUCGUUUUUUUUUAAUAUUUUAAUGUGUUUACUUUGGUUUAGUUUAAGACAAAUGUAUGUAUGUAUGUAUUGUUUCUCACAAGUCUUCGUUUCGUUUAGCAAAAACAAAACAAGAAAAAAGAAAAAGAAAACACAACAACAAACUAAGGCAUCAAUUAUUUGUUUUGUUUUUUUACAUACCUUCUCAUUGCAAAACAUAAUGUCAUAUUACAAGUCUCUUAAAGACUCAAAAACACACACAGACACACACACACAAAUAAUAAGCUAUAUAUGUCAUAACUCUAUCAUCAAACAACAAACCCGAAACUAAAUACUAAAUAAUAAUAAAUUAUUAAGUAUUUUCAGAGAAAAAGAAAACAAAACAACAUUUUUUUAAACGAUUUUUAAAUUUAUCAAUUUUAUUAACGUCGUUUUACUAUUGUAAGGGCCUCAUGAAUAAAGCAAAACAACAAUAAAUGUAACAUAUUUUUGUAAAUUAUCUGUAAAGCAAAAUGUAAUACCACAACAGAAAAAAAAAACAACUGCAUAAAAACCAACAACAACAAAGAAAAGAACUAUAAACUCCUAAAAGAAUAAUUAAAAAACAAAAAAAGAAAAACAUUUUUUUAAGGACGACAUUAUUUUAAAUGUGGAAUGUAGACAUUUUUUUUUUUUUUGAUAUACAUGUUGCAUGUUAAUUUAAUAAAAAAAAACAAAAAGCAAACCCCAACAACAAAUGUCGUACAUAUGUAAUUGUAAUAUAAAAAAAAACAAUAAUAUUAAUUAAUAAUUAUAAUAAUAAUAAAAAUAAUAAUAAUAAAAAGAACACAAUAAACAAAUCAUGA